Zea mays is the source of this 1644-nucleotide messenger RNA. RefSeq lists its product as uncharacterized. The record is from RefSeq and is marked validated. The coding region runs from base 626 to 1399 and encodes 257 amino acids. The transcript has a single exon. NCBI's taxonomy places the organism in Eukaryota, Viridiplantae, Streptophyta, Magnoliopsida, Poales, Poaceae. Gene Ontology annotation, biological process: regulation of DNA-templated transcription. Gene Ontology annotation, cellular component: nucleus.
AUGUCCCGGCACGUAAUUACGAGCACCUCCCAGUCCGACCUGUUCGGAUACGGAGCCCACGAGGCCACGAACGAAGCCCUAAUCAUCCGCUCCAAACUCCCCGCACCGGCAGAGAUCAGCCGUCCACGAGAGCAUCACGGCUAGGGUUUCCGAUUUCAACUAGGACCCCUGGAUCUAUGAUUCUAUGAACCAGAGGCGAGACGAGUGGCCGCAGCAUCAGGACCGUCUCCAACUCGCCAGUACUCAGCCGCCGCAAUCAGGGACAGGGAGCUCGAGCGCGCGCCCCACCUGCGCCGACGCGAUGCGGGCCAAGGUUCCUCUUCCCUCGCCUCCGCUGCGUUCUUCUUUCCAUGAUGAUGCGAUGAAACCGUGUCCUAGGUAGCUUUGCGGAGCUAGUCAUUUUCUAGGUUUUCGCCGUGGGCUGUGGGUGGCCAGAGGCGACAAUCCCAGCGAGGUGGUGGCGUUGGGCGCCGCAUCCGCCUUGGCCGUCUUGCUGGCCGCCGCUGCCCCUGCCGCAGGGGGAAGGACGACACGGAGGAGUCCAGGUACAAGGCCCCGACUGCAGGUCCCUGGUUCAAGCCCAAACGAAACAAAAUACUCAAACCAACUCUCGCCGCCGCCGCCGAUGACAUCGGAGGAGCAUCCCUCGUCUACGUCCUCGGACGGCAGCACGACCAUCGGCUCCGACGAACAUCUUGAUUCCCCGCCAUCACCUUCGACGUUCUUCGACUCUCCUCCUGAAUCCGAUGACUCCGCCGCCUCCUCGCUGCUCUCGGACGGCUCUUCAGAGUCCGAGCCCAUCAUUUUCAAGAAACCCCGCCCACCCGUGCGCUCGUGGCCGGCCUCCGACGAGAUCGCGAUCCUCGAGACCGUCGCGUCGCACCGGCAGAAGCACGGGCGACUUCCCCUGGCAGACGACCUCGCCGCCGCGGUGCGGGGCCGCCUCAGCGCGGGGGACCGCCUCAGCGCCGCGCAGAUCACCAGGCGGCUGUGCGCGCUCCGCAACCGGUACGACAACACUGUUAUCCGCCUCAAACGCGGCACGAUCCCGGCGAAGGACAGCGACGUCACCAUCUACAGGCUCUCCAAGCUCAUCUGGGAGGGAACGCGCAGGGGGAGGAUAGAGAAGAAGACCCGUGUGCCCGACGCGCGCAAUGACCCAAGAGGGUUCGACGAUCUGGCCGAGCUGUACCCUUGCCUCUCCGCGGAGGUGGAGGCGAUUGGUGCGAGGUGCGGCUACGGGGCGCUGAAGAGGGCAUUCGGGCGCAUCGGUGACGACACGGCGGCGCGGCUGGAGGCGAAGCUGAAGAGGCAGCGGAUGGCGGAGACCAGGGCGAGCGGAAAGCUUGACCGGCUGAGGUCGAGAGUCGCCAAGGCGCUUCAGGGAUUUAACAAGUGAAAUGGUGAUUUCUUCAUCUUCUUUCUGUUGCUACAUGGGUUGGCGUAGAAAGACACAAUAGGAUUGGUUCCUUCGCAUUGUUUCAUGGUUGAAAUGUUAUCAGAUUCUCUGGCAAGUUUGAGGGCACUAUCAACUGCAAAGAAUUUGAAAUGUCAAUGGCUGGCAUUGAGUUUGUUUUGCACUACCAUUGUCUGUGCUAAGAACAGGAUUUCAGAAGCAAAAUAAAUUUUCCCGCUGUGAUAAAA